This is a messenger RNA of Colletotrichum siamense, 861 nucleotides long. RefSeq lists its product as uncharacterized. The coding region runs from base 1 to 861 and encodes 286 amino acids. The record is from RefSeq and is a predicted model, not a curated record. NCBI's taxonomy places the organism in Eukaryota, Fungi, Ascomycota, Sordariomycetes, Glomerellales, Glomerellaceae. The transcript has 2 exons.
AUGAACCUCCGCGCCGCCACGAUCUGCCUCCUCGGAGGACUCCCUCUCCUCAUCAACGCGGGCAACACCACCGUCGUCAAUGGCGCCGAUGGCUUGAAGACCACAGUCGUCAAGAUCAAGACGACCAUCACAACCACCGCCACGGUCACUGCCACGAUUGAGGAGCCCUCCUCGAUCAAGAACCCUCGCCUCAGCAACACCACUCACCUCACCACUCACAUCUGGUCGCUCCCCACAGACACCCCCAAGUCUAAGGUCGCCAACAGCAAGGCCAAGCUCGCCAACCUCGAGACCGAGAUUCCCAAGACCAUCCUCUCCAAGGCCCUCACCAACACCACCCUCGCCAGCAACAUCGCCCUCGCCAGCCCCAACUCGACCACCACCCACACCCACCCCUCCAUCACCGUCAUCGACAUCACCGCCACCAGCCCGCGCUCCCCCCUCGACGACAACAAUCUCGACGACGGCACCCUCGCCCCGGCCUCCGACCCCGCCGCCGGCUUCAUCAAAACCUGCUCCGCCUGGCAGGUCUGGGACGCCAACAACGUCCUCUGGGCCCGCUGCCGCGCCCGCGGCCGCGGGAACAUGUACUGGUCCCGCAUCGGCCUCGACCACAUGCUCGGCAACGUCGGCGGCCGCCUCGUCUACCAGCGCGAGGGCUACUUCUCCUCCUCGUGCGUCUCGUGCCAGCGCCGCGCCCGCACCACCAGCUACCUCCAGUGCGAGUGCAAGGACAACCAAGGCGAGUUGCAGACGACCAGCAUCGAUCUGAACCGCUACCUCGGCAACAGAGACGGCUUCAUCUGCUCCGAGUACAUGUGUGGUGUGCGCGAGGGACCCCCGCCCGGUUCCCGCAAGUGA